AUGCUUUCACCAAGAAAAUUGUUGUGAGAUGUGAAGAUAAGCAGCCUUUCUAAUCGAAAGCGAUAUGCAAUUAAUGCUUUAAGUUUUAUAAUAAGGAUGUCGCUUUUUCCUGAAGAGUUAACAAGCACUUUUGAAGUUAAGGAUCAUCAAAAUUUUGGAACUUAUGGAGCUAUCUAUAGAGCUAUAAAGAGAAGCAAUCGAAAAAUGUACGCAAUGAAGGCUGUAGUCAGAGCUGACACAGGGUCAAGCUGGAAGGAUAUUGAAACUGAGAUGCAAGUACUCUCAUGGGUCAAUCCAUAUAAGCUUCACCUAGACUCCUUUUUCGUGAGCGGCAAUACUUUCUUCAUGGUCAUAGACUAUUGUCGAAAUGGCAACCUUCUUAAAGCCAUCGCUGACAAGAUUGAAGAUCAUGAGCUGUUUAAAGAAGACGAAAUCUGAAAAUAUUUUAUCCAGAUCUGCUUUGGGCUCGAGUCUUUGCGCUACAACGGAUUUAUUCAUCAAGAUCUUCAUCCACAAAAUAUCCUUUUAGACGAAAAUAAGGAUAUUAAAAUAGCAGAUUUUGGCAUUUCUUGCUCUUUACCGAUAAAAACAGUUCAGGGAGUUAUCAAUUACCAGUCUCCUGAGACUCAUUGUGGAGACAUCCAAGCUGAAGAAAGUGAUGUUUGGGCAGUUGGCUGCAUUUUAUAUCAUCUCUGCAACCUUGAGGAGCCUUUUGACCUUAAUGUAAAUAAAAUAGGAUAUGAGCCUCAUAAGCCAAUAAGAAGUGAAUAUUCCAAUGAAUUGAGGUAUUUUGUUGAUUGGUGCUUAAAAAAGCAGCAAACAGAGAGACCAAAAAUACUCGAUAUCUUAACUCAUGAGUUUAUAAUCAACAAAACUCUAAGUUUAGGCAUUACAAUCCCACAAACAUCUGCUAUUAAUGCAGCUAUUUGCCAAAUUCAACUUAAUAAAGAAAGGGAAAGAAAUGAGCAGCUUGAAAAUGAGCUAUCUAAAUAUAGAAAAGAGAGCAUGGUCCAAAAAACGGAAAUCGAGUGGCUUAAAGAAGAAAUAGCUCGCCUAGACAGCAUAAUAAAUGAGAGCAGCAAGAUUUUAAAAGGGUCUGAAAACGUAAAAGAUACAGAAAACGAGGAAAACUUGCUUAAUUCCCAAAUAAUUACCAUUACUAAUGAUCUCAGCGGUAAGCUAAAUGAAGCAGAGAGUGCUUUAAACGCUAUAGACACCUUAAGAAAUAAAAAAGCUGAGAUUUUGAGUAUGCCAAACAAUCCAGAAUUAGAGAUGGAUUUUAGAGCAACUUGCUCAGCAUAUCAGAGCAAUUCUAAUCUGUAUGAUCCACCACUAAUGCAAGCUUAUCAAGAUUAUCUUAAUGCUUAUCAGCAAAAGACAUCUCUUUAUAAUGUUACAGAAGAUGCUGAAAACAACAGAACUAAUUUAGUUAUUUACAACACUGAAACUGAAGUCCAAGAAGAAGUCAGAAUCUUGCAGACUCCAGAACUACUAAACUGAAACACUUGCAUAACUCAACUUCCAAAUGGUAAGCUAUUCUGUUUUGGUAGAGCUGUUUCAGUUUCUGGAAUCACACUGCUAAUUGAUGUGAAUGGUGGAGUCGAAGAGCUACCAUCUGGAACUCCUUGCUUUCACUCAUCAUGUCUCUAUUUUAACAAUAGCGUCUAUUGCUUUGGAGGAUAUAAUGGAAAAAAUUUAACUUUAUCAAGUAGAUUUGACUUGCAUCAAAAACGGUGAAUUCAAUUAACUCCAAUGCCAAGAGCUGAUUAUGCUUGCAGUAGUAUAGCAUUUAAUGGAAAUAUUUUGAUUUCUGGAUUGAUUAAUAAAAAUCUUUUGCUAUACUCAAUUGAUAUUAACUCUUUCUCGAUAAUUCCUUAUGAAUAUGCAGAUAAUAAAGUAAAGAUCCUUAUAAAUGCAGGGAGACUCUAUUUGAUUGAAUGCGAAAAUGGAUCAAUUUAUGAAAGCGAAAUUGCAAGUUACACGAAUUGGAAAAGAAUAGGAAACUCGAUAAUCGAUUAUAAUCCUUGUCAAGUGUAUUGUUCAUAUAAUAAAGGAUUUAUAUUCAUUGGUGCCGCAUCUGAUUAUUACAAGUUCGAUUUGAAUGGAAAAUUAAUCAGAAUACUUUAA
Messenger RNA from Blepharisma stoltei, 2127 nucleotides. Lineage: Eukaryota; Ciliophora; Heterotrichea; Heterotrichida; Blepharismidae. The record is from the annotation of a GenBank genome assembly.